UUUAUUUUAGUUAUAUUUUACUUUUGAAGUGCGAAUGUCACGUGUUUUUCAAAAUAUAAACAUGUUUCAUAAAAAAUAUUUGUAAUGUUAUUGAACUAAAACACACUACAGAUUGAACCAUGCCGAAGCUCCUUAUCCAACAACGCAUUUUAAGGAGGAAGAUUUGGGGAGCCAAAGUUUACACGACGCCUUUAACACCCCUACAACAUCCUGUUAAAGAAGUCGUACUUAACUAUCUAGAAAAAGAUCUCUGUAAAACUCGAGCAGAAUGUACACAGGCUGUUUUAGAACUCCAGGACGAGUACCACAAGAAAGACUUUAAAGACAUCGGACCCAAUUUCAUGAUUGGUGGUGAUGGUUUCGUAUACGAAGGAAGAGGGUGGAAUUUUGCCCCUGAACAACAUCCGUGUGCGCCACAGCUUCAUGGAAAAGCACUGGAAAUAGCACAUUUUGGAUGCAAAGGUGACUAUCCCCCUAAAGAAAAUGUGUUUUUGUCCUGGGAUUUAAUUACCUUGGGAGUUAAAAAACGCAAAAUUGAACAAGUGCCAGACUAUACAGCCUGUUAUGAUUGGGAAUCCUUGGAUCCCGUUAUAUACCACAAGAAAACAAAAUCGGAAAGUGAGGCUCCCCAAGUAACAACUGAAAGCAGACAAAGAAUAACUCAAUCGGAAAAUGAGAAAAGUCUUGAUAGUCAAUCUGAGGCAGAGAGUCAAGUUGAAACAGCCUCUGCAACUGAUGAUAGUUGUGUUGAACAAACUGACUAAACCUAACGAUGUAUAGGUAUCUGAUUUAAUAUUUAAUACUAUACCAAAACCAAAUUAUUGUAGAAUAACAUUUACGGAAACCAUGUAAAUACUUAUGCAACACUGGUUUGAUUUAGUUUAAUUGAGUUCUUAAAAGUUUUUUCCAAAAUUUUUAUUUUUCAGGGAAACGGGCCCCUCAAUUUAUGAUAGAGGUUGCAUGGGAUCUGAUCGAAUUUGGACUUAGAAAAGGCUUCGUGGAUUUAGAUCAUGACUUAGAGUCACAUUAUGUGUGAUAUAUGUUUGAAUUGUAAUAAAAUGGUAUUACUCAGGACCGUACUUUUGACUUUGCUUACUACACAGUUAAUUAGCUGUUUGGUUCGAGUACUUAAAGUUUUCGCUAAUUUAAUUUAUCAUUUGUUGAUGGCUAUUCCGGUAAAAGACAAAACUAAUUUUCAAUCACCCUAAGUUUAAUGUAUGUAUACAAGUUCUGUUCUAUUUGCUACUAUUUUCAAAUAAAUAUAGCGUAAACACAAUUGCCU
Molecule: messenger RNA, 1282 nt
Organism: Macrosteles quadrilineatus (aster leafhopper)
Lineage: Eukaryota; Metazoa; Arthropoda; Insecta; Hemiptera; Cicadellidae
Product: peptidoglycan recognition protein 1-like
Exons: 4
Coding region: 120-764 (214 amino acids)
Biological process (GO): peptidoglycan catabolic process
Molecular function (GO): N-acetylmuramoyl-L-alanine amidase activity; zinc ion binding
Source: RefSeq, a predicted model, not a curated record